AUGGAUCAGGCAACAGUCAUCGACGAUGAUGUUGCUGUUGUCAUAAUUGAAGAUGACGACAGAGAUGAGGUGGUGAUUCUAGAACGAGCUCCCGGUAUAUCCCCAACACAAUUUUUGAACGCCGACAUCAUAAAUCGAACUUCACCUCCAAAUACCAGAGAACAUCUCACAGGACCAACCCUUAGAUAUCAAUUCGACAAUACUCCUGCACCUGACCAUUCAGCCAAUUUUCCUUUCAUUGACUUGACGACUCCUGUGGUCUUCAGUACCACGGAAUCCGAAGAGAGCAAUAACCCUGUAGAUAAAGUUUGCAGUCUCUCAACUAGCCUUCCAAGGUUCAUACUCCAAGAGGAGGGGUACGAAUCGUCAAGGCCCUGGAAUAUCGCUGCUGAAGGAGCUACCGAUCAGGAGACAUCACAAGAUCGCAUUCGUCUCUCAAGACGUCUGGGUACUAAAGAAAGCUCUUUCAGCUCUCGCAGCGAAAUGGUUGCCAAUUCCCGAAACACGUCUCAUAUACAUUCUAUGCCUGAGAGUCGGUCUUCCAAUGCAGGUUUGAUCUCGAUUCCAGAUGAUGGAGACGGGGACGAAGAGAAAACGUCUACUACCCAAGAUAUGACCUCGCACACAGGUGAUAACGCCGUUGUAAUCGAAGACGGUGACGACUUCGAAUUCAAGCUCGAAUCCCAACUCCUAGAGAAACCCGAGUUCGAGUUCUUGCGCUCUAUUAGUGUAAGUGAAAAGUCGAAACCUCAGCCGAAACUCAAAGUCGCUCCAUUACGAAAUCCUCCAAUUAUCAGCCCUUAUUUCGAAUGCGAAACGUAUUCGCACGGAAAGCUCAUAUUAAGACCAGCGAAAACCGUAGAGCUGGAGGAUGGCGAUUUUAUUUGCAUUAAGCACAUUGUGAAGUACGUCAAAUCUGAAGAAAUUCGUGACCUUAGUCUUGACAACACCCAAAAUGCUUCCAUCACUAUUCGGGGAUUCCGAUUACAAAGAUGCAAGUAUCUCAACGGCAUGCUGGAAAAGAAGAUGAAUGAAGUCUGUCUAUGUUACGAAAUUGACUUAGAUGACCUACGGGCACCAGAAGAGCAGAGUCUUGUCGAAGUACCUUUGAGCUCCGUGAAAGCUCUACGCAAUCUUCGUUGGACAAAUCAUAGUUAUCCAAAGUAUCGCAACCUGAAUCGUGAUACUACCUGGACCGAUGGAGACACUUACAACAAAGGGGGGCUCACUGUGCGCUGGAAAUAUACUUGUAAGUAUGCAUCAGCUUCAGCUAGAGAAAAGAACAUAUACGCAGAGAGAACUUUAGAACGGAUCACGGAGGAGUGGUUGCCAUCAUUACAUCAAAGCCCGCAAUCAUAUCUGGCCUCAAGCACCCAACUUCGAACCGAAUGGCGUGGAGAGGCGGUCCCUGGUGGUACUUACAUACCAGAAUGCUACGAUAUUGAUGGAGAAGAAACGGCGGCCGAAGUCCAACAACCUCCGAAUCUUGCCGUUGUCGAGGAUACCGAAAGUCGUCCCAAAACUCUCAUAAUCGUCGACGAGGAUGACGACGAUGAUGAUGAUCGCGCUUUUUCGCAUGCUAGAUUCCAAGACCAUGAGGCAGGCGGAAUUCAAACCAAACGCAAGUCAGAUUUCUCGUCCUCUUCAGAGCGAAAUAACAAUCAAGAAGACAACAACCCAGCAAAAAGAGCCCGCCAAGUGCCCGAGGACGAUAUCGAACAGAUUAGGCAGCGUCUAAGUCGGGUUAAGCUCGCAUUCAACGGGAAAGAAUACAUCAAGCACUCUUACAACAUCGGGACAUUAUCAGAGACGGUUCCAAAGAGUGAACAUGAAAGUAAGCUGGCUUAUACACAACAAUUUCGUGAUACGGGAAGACCAGCUAGGAGCUCUCAAUCCACCAGAGAUAUUCGACCAAGAUUGAGGGUUCCCUUGAAUUUACCGAGAAGAAGUGCUCUUGACACUCGAGGUCCCUGUCCUGAGGCUAGUAUUCCACUGGCUUCCUCCCCAACUCCAUCUUCAAGAAUUUCUCCUCAAAUCGAUAUAUCUUCAUCCGAGUUAGCCUCUCCGCCACCUAGCGGAAUUGUUGACCUAUCGUCUCACCAUCCCCGAUCUUCCUCAUUAGUUCGGGUGCACAGCCCAAGACCGCCCUCACUGAAAGAACCACUCGUUCUGGCUUCUGGACAAACCUUUACUUACGGCGAUGCAUUCUGUGGAGCAGGUGGUACCACGCGUGGUGCCGUCAUGGCAGGUCUUCGCGUAAAAUGGGGAUUUGACUUCGACCAGCACGCCUGCACUACCUGGCGCCUCAAUUUUCCCGGAGCGACUUGCUACGAGAUGUCCUCAGAACGCUUUGUUUCUCUAGCUACUUCUACCCCGUGUUCUUCAGACAUCUCUAAUGAUGUCAAAGUUGAUAUUCUUCAUCUUUCACCUCCGUGUCAAUAUUUUUCACCCGCGCAUACUGUUGAGGGUAAGAAUGAUGAGAUGAAUACUGCGAGUUUGUUUGCUGUAGCUGCGGUAAUCAAGGUUGCGAAACCCAGGGUUGUAACGUUGGAACAGACGUUUGGGAUUUUAUAUCCGAGGUUUAGAGGAUAUUUUUCGAGUUUGAUUUGUAUGUUUACCAGUUGUGGGUUUUCCUUGAGGUGGGCCAUCGUGCCUUUGGCUCAAUGGGGGCUUCCGCAAAGACGAUUCCGUUUGAUUAUUAUCGCAUCAUGCCCAGGCGAGCCCCUUCCUCCCAUACCACCACCAACACACUCCUCGUCUCCCUGUCUGAACAAUACCAAAUCCUUUAAAACCGUCGCCCAGACUCUCCGUGAAAUCCCCAAAUCUGCAGCAAAUCACUCACCUCACCUUCUUCCAGAAAAAGAUCUCAGACCAUAUAAUCCCCACGGGAUUCUUCCACGCACAAUGACCACCAGCGGUGGUGAUAAUUGGCAUCCGAGUGGAAAAAGAGGAUUUACUGAUCGAGAAUUCGCUUGUUUGCAGGGGUUUCCGUUAGAGCAUCAGUUUGGACAGAAUGGGAUUAAAAGACAAAUUGGGAAUGCGGUGCCGCCAGUUGUGGCGAGGGUGUUAUUUGAGGGAAUCAGAAAGUUUAUGGAGGGGAUAGAUGGAGCUGUGAGGAAUGAGAAAGAUGGAGAUGAAGAUGAGAACCGGGAUUUGGAUGGGGAGGUGGACGAUAAGAUGGAUAUUUGCGAAGACAUCGACAUGGACAGGGUGCACAUCGAGGAUAGUAAUCAUCAAGUAGAGGUCGUGGAUCUUAUUGACGAAGCGGACGAUACGGAUUUGGGGACAAAAGCUGGGAGUUUUUUGAACGAAAAAAGUGAUGACGAGAUUGAAAUUGUCGGGUUCGCAGAAGUGGGAAAGCAUAUUGUUAUUGAUUAG
Botrytis byssoidea is the source of this 3378-nucleotide messenger RNA. RefSeq lists its product as uncharacterized. The coding region runs from base 1 to 3378 and encodes 1125 amino acids. Lineage: Eukaryota; Fungi; Ascomycota; Leotiomycetes; Helotiales; Sclerotiniaceae. Gene Ontology annotation, cellular component: nucleus. Gene Ontology annotation, molecular function: methyltransferase activity. The record is from RefSeq and is a predicted model, not a curated record. The transcript is spliced from 4 exons.